AUGGCGGAACUCGUGGCGAAUCUCCGGCCGUACGAGUUGGAUGGCGCUCUGGAGCGUGAUGGCGAGGGUGAGGACUGCUUCGUGCUUGAUGUUGGGGCUGAUGGGGAGGGUGGGCCGGUUGAGUCUGUGAAGUGGGUGGAGCGGGUUGUGGAGGCGCGGAUUGCUUGUGGUGAGGAGGUGGGUGGGGGGGUUAGGAAGGUGUAUGUUGUUGGGGAGUGGAGGAGUGCUGUGGAUGAGGAGGAGGUGGGGGAUAGAGAGCAUGAGUUUCAUGGGAAGAGCAAGUCUGAGCGGGAGUGGGAGGAGGCGGUGGGAAAGAUUGCGAAGAUGAUUGAGAAGAUGCCUGGUUUGAAGGAGUUGACCUGGAUCGCAGGUAUCCCCUUCAUGAGCGUAGUCUGGGAGACGCUCCCCACAUCCCUUACGAAGCUCGUUCUCGAUCUCGGCCAGCCCAUCCGCAUCGAGCAGGAUGGCGACAUCGAGUACAAGUCGUACAUUACGCAGACGGAUAUGCGGCCUCUUGUCCAGCAGACCGAACUUAAGGAGCUCCGGCUGUUCCGUAUGCACGACUCGAUGCAGUCUGUUGUCUGGGAGACUAUAUUUAUGAAUGUGUCCGAGAGUGGCAUGCGUGUUGCUGACUUGCAGAUGGCUGCUGAGCCGCUUGUUCGUGCGACGCACUGGCAUAAAGCUGAGGAUGUGAGGGGCUUGACGGUUCCGAAGCAGGACUCUAAUGAGAAGGAGUACAAGGGCAUCGAAGGAAAGGGUGUUUUACACCACUCGUUCGGCAUGGGCGAAUAUCUCGAUGCUUUCUGCAUGCGCAAGGCACGUAUCGCUGCAGGUCUGGAUGAAGCUAAGCCACUUCCACUGUGGUGCCUUAAGCUUGACGGCUUCGUUGUCGAUUAUCUUCCUUUUGAGCAUGAACUUUCUCGCAUCUCCUUGCUGACCUGCGGUAAAAACUGCAUUGAUAGCGGCCUGCGAGCUCCGAAGACCCCGCUUACUCCCCACAAUGGAUGGAGCAAGAUUUUCAACUGUGCCAUUUCGCGCUGUCUUGUUCAGUGGCCCAACUGGACUGGAACCUUUGACGAUCAUGGCGAUCAGCAUGACAACCAUGGCCAGAUUGUCUCCCAGGAAACUGUCCUUUCGACCCCAGCCAAUGGACCGCUGUCGCCUUCUCCGAUGCCCUUGACAAAGACAGCACUUCAGAUGAAGGAAGUGGGAGAUGCCAUUGACAGUAUUAUCAAGAAAGGAAAAGGCCCUCCUAGCCUUUCAAAAUCUCUUUCGCUGAUAGGCAUUGAGGCGCCGUUAAGCAUGGCUUCAGACGUGUCGGUCUGUGGUUCUGAUGUCGCUACGCCAGCUGCCGGCUCAGUGUCUCCAAACUCUCCCAAGAUGCCUACGGUCGACGGCUCAGCCACGUACAGUAAUGCCGCUUCGAUGGGUGCCAGCCUAACCUUAGUUAAGAGCGCCAAUACGGUGCAGUCGGGCAUAUCUACUGAUAGCAGCUUCGACAAUGUGAGCCCAGUGGAUGGUUUUGCAGCCAACGGCUUCGACAGCAUAGCGCCUAAGGAGAAGACCAUGCCCAAGACUAGCGGCUUCAAGCACAAGGUAAGACGAUCUUUGGACUGGCUUUCCAGCUCGCGUUCUGAUUCUGGCGAAACUGUUUGA
This is a messenger RNA of Bipolaris victoriae FI3, 1656 nucleotides long. RefSeq lists its product as hypothetical. The transcript is spliced from 5 exons. The record is from RefSeq and is a predicted model, not a curated record. Lineage: Eukaryota; Fungi; Ascomycota; Dothideomycetes; Pleosporales; Pleosporaceae. The coding region runs from base 1 to 1656 and encodes 551 amino acids.